Nasonia vitripennis (jewel wasp) is the source of this 3285-nucleotide messenger RNA. RefSeq lists its product as uncharacterized. NCBI's taxonomy places the organism in Eukaryota, Metazoa, Arthropoda, Insecta, Hymenoptera, Pteromalidae. The record is from RefSeq and is a predicted model, not a curated record. The coding region runs from base 2296 to 3273 and encodes 325 amino acids. The transcript is spliced from 3 exons.
AUCAAAUUAUAGGCAAUCAUGUUAAGAUAGCCGUAGCUGCCAGUAUAAACAAAAAUGAAACAGUCGAUGUCGAAACUAGUUUAAACUUACAGGACACGUUAUUAUUGAAUGGAUCUUUUCCGAUAAAAGACAUUGAAUCAUUUGAGAAUUUUGAUGAGGAUCUACGGAAAGAUAAAAAUUUGAGAGACAAAGUCGUAAAAUUUUGUGUACAUUUUUAAAAGAUGUUUUGACUGUGACAAUAAUUUAUUUUAUGACACGCAGUGGCAUAAACCUCGAUUUAAAUCACGCUUGUGCAAAAAUGCACUCGCUAAAUCUCGGUUUAUGCGCAUUGUUCCAUAAAAUAUCGUUAUAUACUAGUAUCUGUAUAUAUUUUAGUUGAAGUUAUUAAAUAUAUAUUUCUAAAUGUUUUAGUGGCAGUAUCUUCAAGCUUAUAUUAACAAAAAUAAUUGGAAGGACACUGUAAGGAAAAUGAUAGGUCGUAUAAUGUCAAAUGAAGUUCAAGAACUUUAUAGCUGUUGUGGCCAAAAGGCCAAAAAUUUUUCAAUGAAACUAUUGUAUACAGCGUAAUUAAAAUUGCUACUACAAGUACGCUGGCAAAAACAUGCAGAACAAAUACAAAAGAUUUGCAGACAUAUGUAUGUAAGCAAUUAUUUAAAAAAUGCUAAAACUCGUUUACAACUUGAUGAACAAAAAAAGGACAAUGGAAGAAAAAAUAAAGGAAAGAAGAGCAAAGGAAAAACAAAAAAUAACGAACAAACGAAGAAUAAAGAAACAGAGAAAAGUGUGGCUUUAUCUCUAUCGCCUACAUCAAACGACAGUAAUGAAGAUGAUUCAAAUUAAGUAUUUGUUAUCCUUAUAAUACAAAAAAACAGUUGAGUAGUAGCGAUUUCAAUUCUGUAAGUUAUUGAUUAAGGCAGUCUUAUAUAAAUGUAAAUUGUUAUCAUAUAAUUACUACUAAUAUUACUAGUUUAUACGGAAUACAUGUUGUACUUUGAUUAACAUUGACGAUUGCAGGCGAAUCUAGUUAAAGAGACCGUCCGGUAAGGACAAUCAUGCUAUUUUCCUACAAAAAACGCGCAGAAUUGACUAAGUUUAAUGGACUACAUUGAACGCUAGGGCGGUUCAUUAAAAUUAAGUAAUAUUAUUUGCUGUUUAAAUUUAUAGUGAGAAAAAUACGAGGUUUAUUGUGAAAUCGAAAUCCUUUGUUACUUUAAAUAUUGAGCGUUGUACGCUUUUGCACAUUGUAUAUUUAAGUAAUCGGUGACGGAUUUUCGUACUUACAUACAGAUAUUCUAGACAAGUAUCUUUGUUCAACACGUCUCAAAGAGUCACGAAUCUAUAUUAUAGUAUUCUAUAGGAAAUGUAAGAUUCAAUUUUAAUUUAUUCAUACUAUGAUUGUAACAUCAUUAACCGAGAUGUUUUUACGACUUUCUCAUCGGCAACACUCAUCUUGCAUUGAUGUACUUCAGCUGGGCUACAGAUUCAGGCCCUAAAGGCGUCAAUAGCCAAAUAAAAAAAGGUAUUCUCAUACCUGGACAAGGAAAUAACAUACUACUAACACUUCCGAAUUUUUGAAGAAAUAUUAUAAAUGUAGAACACCUAAUGUAAUGUAUAAUGCAUCUUCAACAGAGCGGUGUCGUUGCCAAUGUAGCAGCUGAUGCUCAGGCAGACGAUAGUGAAGUCAGUAAUUUAUAAAACCUUAACCUGUUUAUGAAACUUCGAACUGUUCAAACGACAAUUAAAUGAUUUUGAACGCUCUUGAUGAAAAUAGUCAAUGUUGUAUUAUGCCUUGUUCAAUUGAAAGUAGCUAUGUGGAGUCGAUGUCAGAUUGAUAUUUCUUUUUUUUUAAUUUAUUCAUUUAUAGAACGUUAUGCUAUUUUCCUACAAGAAACGCGUAGAAUCGACCAAGUUCAAUGGACUACGUUGAACGAUAGGGCGGCUCAAUAGAAUUGAGUAGUAUUAUUUUCUGUUUAAAUUUAUAGUGAGAAAAAUACGAUGUUUAUUGUAAAAUCGAAAUCCUUUGUUACUUUAAAGAUUGAGCGUUGUACGCUUUUGCACAAUGUAUAUUUAAAUAAUCGGCGUCGGAUUUUCGUACUUACACAAAGUGUACCAUCAGAGGUCAAUACGAUAAUGCAGUACAUUUUUCUGGAGCUAUUUGCUCUUUAAGAACAGACCAAAAAUUAAAAAAAUCGUGAAUAUAACGAUCCCUUGGGUGAGGAUUAUCAAAAACACGAGGAAACAAUUUUAAAAGACAUACCAAAAUUUGGUUUGGUUACAAACGUUGUACUAGAUUAUAUGCAUUUGAUUUGUCUGGGUGUGAUGUUGAAACUAACCGAAGUAUGGAUAAAAUCAAUAUUAUGCGAAUCAGAAAUUGAAGAAAUAUCAGAAAAAUUAAGUAAAUUGAAAAAUUUUGUACCGUCAGAUUUUUGUAGAAAUCCAAAGCAAUUCCAAAAAAUUCGACAUUUAUGGAAGGCUACAGAAUUAAGGCAAUUCCUAUUAUACACGGGUCCGAUUGUUUUAUUACAUGUUUUACCAACAAAAUUGUAUACCCACUUUUCGUCUUUUCACAUUGCCAUCUCCAUUCUAGUAAAUCCAAUUUUAUGUAAAAGUGAUGAUUACUUAAACUAUGCUGAUGAACUGCUGAAAACAUUUGUUAAAGAUUUUGAAGAAUACUAUGGUGAGAAGAAUGUCACUUUCAAUGUACAUAAUCUGUUACACAUAGUUUCAGACACAAGGAAUUUUGGAUCAUUAGAUGAUUUUAGUGCUUUUAGAUUUGAAAAUCUAAUAAGAAAAAUUAAACAGCUUGUGAGUAAAGGCAAUCAACCCCUUGUACAAAUUGGGAAAAGAUUAGCAGAAAUCAAAUCAUCUAAAGCAUAUUCAGACGAAGAUAAUGUAAAAUUUGAUCUGUCAAUGUAUUGCACAAUGCAAGAAAUUUACGUUUUUAAAGAAAAAUCGAUUUUCUUGGAUUGCCACAACACAAGUAAUAAUUGUAUUUUAUUAAAUAAUGGUACUUACAUUGAAUGCCAUUAUUUUAUCAAAGACAAAAAUAACAGUCUUAAAGUUGUUGGAAAUGUGUUAAAAGUGGUAGAUAACUUUUACAAAAAAAAUUUUAAAGACGUGUCAGAUAAAUUGCAUGUACAAAUUGUUCGACAAAGUAAAACUAUGCAGUCUUAUUCAGCUGAUUCAAUUUUAGCAAAAGUGUGUAAAUUUCCUCUAGAAGACGAGAAACAUUUUGUCGUUAUACCGCUUAUACAUACAUACAAAAGGAAAUGAAUUACAGUUAUA